Molecule: messenger RNA, 2553 nt
Organism: Lachancea fermentati
Lineage: Eukaryota; Fungi; Ascomycota; Saccharomycetes; Saccharomycetales; Saccharomycetaceae
Source: the annotation of a GenBank genome assembly
AUGUCAGCUAGAUUUCUAGUGUCUACGAAGGGACUCAAGCCUUCCAGAAUUCAAGCCGUGGCAUCGUUACUAGCCAAAGCUAGCGCGCCAAGUACUGUUUCUUUCACUAAGAAGAAGGUUGGGUAUUCUAAGAGAUUGAUAUCCAGUUUAAAUGGUGUGGGAACUUCAGGUACCAGAUCAACCGUUAUCCAAUUAUUGAACAAUAUCGGUUCAAAAAGGGAGGUUGAACAGUAUCUAAAAUACUUCACCUCCGUCUCCCAGCAACAAUUUGCUAUUAUUAAAGUUGGGGGAGCCAUCAUUAGCGACAACCUCCAGGAACUGGCUUCUUGUUUGGCGUUUUUAUAUCAUGUUGGACUUUACCCUAUUGUAUUGCACGGCACUGGACCACAAGUAAAUGGUAGGUUGGAAGCACUAGGGGUUGAACCUGAUUACAUUGAUGGAAUCAGAAUCACUGAUGAGAAAACGAUGGCUGUUGUUAGACAAUGUUUCCUUGAACAGAAUUUGAAAUUAGUAACUGCCCUUGAACAACUCGGUGUCCGUGCCAGACCUAUCACUUCAGGUGUUUUCACAGCUGAGUAUCUUGACAAAGAUAAAUACAAGCUAGUUGGAGAUAUCACUUCCGUUUGUAAGGAUCCUAUUGAGGCUUCUAUUAAGGCUGGUGCCUUACCAAUUCUGACCUCUUUAGCUGAGACGUCUUUUGGUCAGACCUUGAAUGUUAACGCUGACAUUGCCGCCGGUGAACUUGCUCGUAUUUUUGAACCCUUAAAGAUCGUAUACUUGAAUGAAAAAGGUGGUAUCAUCAAUGGCAACACUGGUGAAAAGGUUUCCGUAAUUAACUUGGAUGAAGAGUACGAUGACUUGAUGAAACAGAGCUGGGUUAAAUACGGGACUAAGUUGAAAAUCAAAGAGAUCAAGGACCUGCUGGAUUAUUUACCACGUUCCUCAUCGGUUGCCAUUAUUAACGUUCAGGAUCUACAAAAGGAACUAUUUACUGACUCUGGUGCUGGUACUAUGAUCAGAAGAGGUUACAAGUUAAUUAAAAGAUCUUCUUUGGGAGAAUUUCCAUCACCAGACUCGUUAAGAACUGCCUUACAAAGGGAUCCAGAGAUUGCUUCUGGUGUGAAAUCUGUUGCAUCCUAUUUGCGUGGGUUAGAGAUUUCAAAUUUUGUGUCAUAUUCUGAUGAGCCCCUUGAAGUUCUUGCUAUUGUAAAGGAGAGUGAAGUCCCCAUUCUUGACAAAUUCUUAUGUUCAAAAGUUGGCUGGUUGAACAACGUCACGGAUAAUGUUUUCAACGCUCUUAAACGUGAUUUUCCAGCUUUGCAAUGGAUUAUCAACGAGGAUGACGAGAAUAUUGCAUGGCACUUCAACAAGUCCGAUGGAUCUUACUUGAAGAACGGAAAGAUUCUUUUCUGGUACGGAGUACAAGAUAUCAACACAGUGUCCAACUUGAUUAAGGAUUUUGUUAACGAUGUAUCCACACCUCAACCUGAAAGAUCCUCUGGUGUUUUUGCAUCUGGCCAAUCCACGAGAGCCUAUUCGACCAGAUCACAGCCUAAACCCGCAGGUACUAAUACAGAACCUGGUCGCGUAGCACUAAUUGGAGCAAGAGGCUACACCGGUCAAAACCUUAUUUCGUUGAUUGACAACCAUCCUCAUUUGAACUUGGCUCAUGUCUCCUCUCGUGAAUUGAAAGGCACAAAACUACAAGGGUACAACAAGUCAGAAGUUAUCUACGAAAGUUUAACAACUGACGAUGUCAAGAACCUAGAAUCGAAGGGAGAUGUUGACAUGUGGGUUAUGGCUUUGCCAAAUGGUGUCUGCAAACCAUUUGUUGAAGCAAUUGAAAGUGUCGAAGGGAAAUCCAAGAUCGUUGAUCUAUCUGCAGAUUACCGUUUUGUCCCAGAAACUGAAUGGGCAUAUGGGUUACCAGAGCUGAACAGUAGGGAUAAGAUUGCUGCUGCGAAAAAAAUAGCCAACCCGGGAUGUUAUGCGACGGGUGCUCAAGUUGCCAUAGCGCCAUUACUUGAAUUUAUUACUGGCCUACCAACUAUAUUCGGUGUAUCUGGAUAUUCUGGUGCUGGAACAAAACCAUCUCCCAAAAACGAUCCCAAAUUUCUCAACAACAAUUUGAUUCCUUAUGCAUUGACAAACCACAUCCACGAACGUGAAAUAUCAACCCGUCUGGGUUUAGAAGUGGCAUUUGUUCCACACGUUGCUCAGUGGUUUCAAGGUAUUUCUCAUACCAUAUCUAUUCCCAUCAAGAAAGGAUCAUUAACUUCGAAGGAAGUCAGAUCCCUGUACGAGAAAUUCUACCAAGGUGAGAAGCUAGUUCACAUUGCCGAGGAUAUUCCUUUAGUUAAGAACAUUUCCGGAACUCAUGGAGUUUUAGUGGGAGGAUUCAAAGUAAAUGAUGCUCAAGAUCGUGUGGUUGUCUGUGCAACAAUUGAUAAUCUCUUGAAGGGUGCCGCUACCCAAUGUCUCCAGAACAUUAAUUUGGCUCUAGGAUAUGGUGAAUACGACGGUAUUCCAGAAGAUAAAAUUGUUAAAGCCUAG